Cladophialophora carrionii CBS 160.54 is the source of this 3564-nucleotide messenger RNA. RefSeq lists its product as uncharacterized. NCBI's taxonomy places the organism in Eukaryota, Fungi, Ascomycota, Eurotiomycetes, Chaetothyriales, Herpotrichiellaceae. The coding region runs from base 1 to 3564 and encodes 1187 amino acids. The transcript has a single exon. The record is from RefSeq and is a predicted model, not a curated record.
AUGCCUUUUCUAAACCGCAUUUUGUCGCCAUUCCUGUGCUGCUUUCCGGUCCAGCCACGCGAAGAGCAUCCUACGUCUGACCUUCAGACCUUACCUUCCGCUCUGCACCUUCCUGCCUCGCAGAUCCCCCACGCAGCUGGUCAGUGUCGCUCAAACCAGGCAGAUACGGAUGCCCUACACGAGCUAUUCAGAACAUCAUCCUCAAUCCGUGGCUACCGAACUGCAUCUGUCCCAUCUGGCUCCCAUGUCCAAAGAGAGCGCUCAUUUGAUGCCGACUUCAAAUUCGGCUUGCAAGAGCAUUCACGGAAACAGCCCAGCAGGUUGGAGCAGCUGGGGAACCACAUCAAGCAGAAGCUCUCAGAGUCAGGCUUGAGCAAGAGCGGCUCGAGAUCUCACAUAGCAUCUGAAGACAACGCUCACAACUCGAUUGAACCAGACAAUACAAAACUGCGGAUAAGCAACCCCGAGAUCAGCUUGAGCCAGCGCUCCACCGGCCUUCUUGAUCUCCUGCAGUCCCGAACCGCAAGCGAAGGGGGCUAUGACAGCGAUGCAAAGAGUAUACAGACAGCCAUGCUGAAGUCGAGAGAAGGGACAAUGAAGCUGAGCCCGACAAGAGCACAGACAUUACUAUCUCCCAUGGCUGCUCUGCGCCACAUCGCCACCGAUGGAGCCUAUGCAUCACCAGAAGCCAGAGAGUCAGACGACGAUGACCUCCGACCUCAACCCGACCUCAGAGUCUUGUCAUCACAUGCGUCAACGACGGCGUGCACGAAGGACUUGUCGGAGGUAGAACAGGAGUCGCCAUCAACUGAUUUGGGGCAACUGAACACUAGAGCAUCGGUAGGGGCCAUCGAGCUCCUCCCUAGUUCUGUGUCCGCGACAAUGUCUGUAUCCCCUGCGGUGGGAGCGAAAGAGCCAGAUCCGUUCACCACGGCGCCUUCGCCAAACGAAUUCUCACUUGCUGCACAGCAUGAUACAGACUUCGCUGAAAUGCUCAAGUCUCAAGGCGAUAAAAUUUCAGCCGCUAAGCGAGAGUCUCUGAUCACCAACGGGACAAACCCUCGUGCCAGCUUGAUGUCCAGUCUGGAUCCAAACUUGCUCGAAUUCAUCUCGAGAUCCGGCGAGAGCCUAUCCGCUGAUGUGGCAGGAUGCCCAUCCAAGGACCAUGGGGCUGAUGCCAUGGUUGAUCCGACGUCAGCGGUGUUGGACAACUCAGCAACCGUCAGGCCUGCGAUGCCUGCAAGAGAGAAUACUUCGAGAAGGGACGUUACUUCUCUGACCGAAUCAGAACGGAGCUCCGUUCACCUAUACAGUAUGCGAAUCUCUCAACGCCUCGCCAGCCCUUCCUUUGUUGCUACUCAAUCCAGACCAAACACGAGCUACACAACAAGCCAAGUAGCAAGGCAAGACUUUACCGAAAGACGGCCCUCGCUAGGCCGAACAUCAACGUCGGGAAACAUCGUUGGCCGCAUUACAGCUGAGCAUAACAGGAGACCAUCUGAUCCUCAGACUCGACGGCUUUUUGAAGGUGACAGAACUUGUUCAAGGCAUUCCUCCAAGAGAAAGAAUGGCUCUUUACCAGAGAGCCCAACUGCAAGCAGAAAUCCAGCACCACUACAGGGUACAGAUGAUGGUUCAUCGUCCUAUUGGAGUGACGGGGAAGUGGAACAGAAUGGGCUCCAAAGGGCUCGCACAACCAAGAGAAACCCGAACAGCAUUGCAAUUGGAGGCAGAUCUGAGUCCAUCAGUUUGCCUAUUGGGUCUAGCGUCGGUAGUCUCUCCGUGGCAGAAGAGAGCGCCUGGUUUAAGAGGAAGUCGUCACAGCAUAAACGCGGUUCUGAACCAGAUAGUCCGCUGCAAGCGUCUGCCAAGAGAAACAGAAGUGUCAGUCUGCCUGAUGGACCUACCCAUCAACCGCGCACCUGGCUUGGCCAUGCCAGUCGUCGGGUGCAGCACCCAACUGAAGCAAACGAAACAAUGAGCGUGAUUGAUGCUGAUCAGCUACAAGAUGCGAGGAAGUACAAUACGACAGAAAGCAACGCGCGUCCAGGUAAAAAUGCGGGGAUGGAGAGAUUGACAGAUCUCAGUGCACAGGCUAUUCGCGAUGCACAUGAUGAAGAUAUGAGCGAGAUCGAGCCACUUGACCGACGUCCUGGCGGAGAGGCCCGACCUGAACUGACCACAUUCUGGUCUGAUGCUGGGCCAGCCAUGCUUGGAACGGGACUUUUGAUACCAGGUAAUCGAUCCAAAUCCGAGGACCAGGAGCCACUGGAAUCUUCUUUGAAUGGAAGACCGAAUUUGCCGGAGUCCGCCACUAACUUGUGGCAAAGAACCUUCAAACGAGUACUGGAAGAGUCUGAGAAUGAUUCCUUGGGUGGUUUCCUCACAGCCCCCAGGUUCGAUCGAGAUGGCCGACGGAGGAGUACAAGGUCGAGCAUCAGUACGUUACAGCUGCCAUAUGAGCACCGCGUAUCGGAAGCGGAUGUCGAUCCGCUCGAAACUAGAGUCAAGAAUAACUCGUCGCAUCCUGUGGAGAAGAGUCUCCUCGAGGUGUGUAUGAGGAAGCCUGACCCUCUGCCAUCUGUCAAUCCUAGAAGAAGCAUUGUCAUCAUCGAGGGUCGCAAAGGUGUAUACAACACUGUUGGGCCAUCAAAGACCUCGCGAAAGAAAAGUCUACUGGACAUUGGAAGACGUUUCAGUGUGAUCGGAAGCUGUAGUGAAGCCGAGCGGACUUCGGGAGCCAGCACUCCACUGAGGGAUCUCCUGGGCCUCUGGGGUCACUUUCCGAGCCAUACAAGAGAUGACAGAUGUGGCUCGGCAGGCGCGAAAGACGGUGUUGCUGUGCGAGACUUUGGUCUUGAAUGUCAAGAUGAGAACAGUCCGUCUUGCUCAGCGGGGCACUCCAAAUUGAAUCCCGUGUUUGAUGUGCAGACGCCUGACUCCCGGAAGAUGCUAUCCUUCAGUAAAGGCCGCAUUGCCAAAGGGCAGACGAGGAGUGCUGGCUCACUGCGCGCCAUGCAAACAUCAAGGGCGCCGGCGGUACGCCUACAGAAGAGCAAGAAAGGGCUUGCCGCGCGGUGGAAGAGGUUGUACCGGAUUAGCAGCAUGGAAUUUCAAGCGUAUACGCACAAUUAUGGACACCGGAGCAGCAUCGGUGUCGGUGCGAGUGUUGAGUAUCCUGAGCUUGAAGUGGUUCCUGGAAGCAUCGGGUGGCGAUCAGACCUGGAUGGAACUGUGGAAACUGAUGAUCAGCAUCACCGAGAACGAGCAGGAUAUGUGCAGGAUCGCUUGCAGCAGCCACUGGAUACAGCGCCGUGGACCCAGGCAUACCGCGACUGUGUCGGAAGUCUUUCUGCUCUGAAGAGUGACCCACACUUGCGACGGGCGAGCGUGGAUGAUGGGCCUGGACCAGCUCAGUAUGGACAUGUGGCUCUCGGAGCCAUGCAGAGUGCCGAGUUGCGGGACAGCACUGUGGAUUUUGAGUCACAGCUUGGAAAAGAGAAGGAGGCGGCGAAGGAGGGAUUGAUCCGCAAGGUUGAAAGCAUGCAACCAUUGCGAGCCUAA